AAAAUAAAGGACCUCACUCUCUAUUUCGGUUUGGCUUCUCAUCAAAGUUUGCUUCCAUCUCUUUCUCUCUUGGUGAAUUCAAUUUUUCAUUUCGAUUCAGUAAAACUGUGCUACUGUUUGAGAUUGCAGUGUAGAAAACUGGGUUCUAGUUCAACUGUUGAAAACAAGUACAGAGCUUUUGACGACAUGGUGUUUUUGGAUUGAUGAAGCAGAGUUUGGUUAGAAAUGGCUGGACUGAUCGGUGACGGCAACGGGUGCUAGAAGAUGAACAAACAGAACGAUGUCAAAGAAUUAACCAGGGGACAGAAGAGGGACAGAGGAAAAGGGGACACUGGAAUUGUACACACUCUGCUUGUCAUGCUCUGCUCUCAAUCACAGUAGAGGAGCAUUGGAGGUUGACAUGGAUGGGUUGAUGAAUAUCGGUGGCCUCGAGGACAGAGGAAAAAGACCUAGGAAGUACAUUGAGAAGAAACAACCUGGCAAACUCAGUUUUUUUAAUUUUUUUACAAUUAAAUCUCAAGAGAUGAAGGAGAAAAACAUUAAGGUGGAUGUUAUGGUUAGGAGACAGCUGGCUAAUGCAUGGAGGUCUAUGAAACCUGAAGAGAAGGCAAAGUAUGCUGCGUCAUAUCCAUGUGUUAAAGUUGGUUGUAGGGAAUUCAGACAUGAUUUUUGUGGAUUGAAACCUAUAAUCACCCAAUGUCGUCCAGAUGUUUUUAAAGAUGUCAUUUCAACAUUUUCUGAUGAAAGAAAAGCUGCAGUAGAAGAAAUGGGUUUUGGGUUAGUAUUGCAGCUUCGCUGUGACCAAUUGCAGUGCACCUUGUGCGGUUGGUUGGUUGAUAGAUUUGAUCCUGAUGCAUCUUCAAUUGAGGUACAUGGUAAGACAUUCAAGCUUAAACCAUCUGACUUUGAGAAUAUAAUGGGGGUCAAAGAUGGAGGACAUGAUGUUGAGCUAAGUGACUCAGAGGAUAACAACAUACACGGACUAAAGAUUAUCCGUUGUGGAAAAGAUAGAAGUCAAAUAAGUAUGAGAGAAAUAGCUAAGAGGUUGAGACAGACAAAUAUCGUCGAUGACACCUUUAGAGUUGGGUUCGUGUUAUUUUUGCUGGGCACCUUGCUUUGUCCUUCUUCAAUUAUAUUGGCUUCAAAGUACCUGCAACCAUUAAGGGAAACCAGUGAUAUAAAAUUCAAAAAUUGGGCGACAUUCUCAUUCAAAUAUCUAGUUGAAGGUGUUAGUUCCUUUAAGAAUAGAAAACGAUCCUGUGUGAUCAAUGGAUGUGUACUAUUCUUGCAGCUCUUUUAUUUUGAUCUCAUUGUUCAUGGAAGAACCUUUGUAAAUAAGUCGUUAGCACCCAUUGUUGCAUGGGGAGAUAAGGAGGCAAAUGAAUUAAUUAAGUGGAUCAGGACUCACAAAGGGGGUUUUGAAAGUGUGGACAUUACUGUUGUUUCUGACCGUACAGCCUUGAUCAGCAAGGAAGAUGAGGUGGCCCUGAAGAAUGGUCUUGGGAGUGUACACAUAAAGGUUACUGCAAAUGAACGGAUGCAGCGAAAGACAAAUGAUGAAAUGAAAGUGGCUGAAUUGGAAGCUAAACUUGACAGUGAGAUGAGCAAAAUUGAAGGCCUUACUUACUGGCAAGUCUUUCAAGCUACUAACAUUUUGGCUACCAGAUUUGACCUGCUGAGCGCGUUUCUUCCCAUGUCCCAGGAAAGGAAGAAGGAUUAUGUUUUAUAUCUCUUAGAGCAUGGCACCCAUGGCUUGUGAGUGAUAUACCAUUAUGGUUUUCACCUUUUGUUGUGGAUACAUCCAUAGUAAUUGAGCACUUUUUGUAGUAACCAUGCUUAAAAGGGAGUGUUAUACGUGCAUCUUUAUACUUGAGUAUUGGUGGGAGAACUACAGAUAUGUCUGCAUCUAAAGGUGUUGGUUCUAUGAAAUAGAUUAUCAGGUUUUGAAGCAUAUAAUUGUGGGUUCAUUGAAACAUGUUUCUAUAUAUACUUGUGAAUUAAGAUAAAAGUAAUUGGAAUGAGAGUGAGUUAAUGAUAUUUGUAGUCGGUAUUAAACUGAAGGCCUGAGAUGUUUUGGGAAUUUUAGUUGAAUGCAAAGAUUAAUUGAAGCAUUAAUGAACUUAUAUUAACCCAUUUGUUCAAAUGUUUAUAGAAGUCCACCUCCUACCAUUUUGUUGUCUUUUUUGAAACCAAUCUCCAAGCUUUGAUUCAAAACCAAGUUGAUUCAAAACCAAGCAAUUUCAAUCCCAGCUUUGGUUACUUGAUAUUAUAAUCAUCAGACUGAAGUACCCAAAUUCACCGUCGCAUAAGAUGUUGUCAAACAAUGCCAGACCUUGCUUGCUUAAUGGCUUUGAUGCCAAGGGGCUCCAUAUAAUGCCUGACUUACAUUUUUAGGAGCAUUGCUUGUUGCUUUUCACUGUGAACCCUACAAAUGAGGCAAUAACGAAGAGGGCUUUUGGUAUUCUGGUGGUUUAAGCAUCACAGUGAAGCAAAGAACAUUGAUUUCUCAAAGGGUUGAGGUAUGUCAGAUAUUUGAGUUGUUCUGCAAGCUUGAUAACUAGUCUGGGAAUCUUAGAACAUGGUCUCAGUUUAAAGCAGGGACUUCCAGUUCCAGAGAGAAAUUGGAUCACUGAAAAAGUUCACAGAGUUGGGAAAACCCUAAGGGAAUUGCUUGCAGUUAAAAAAGAAAAAGUCAACUUCUUGGUAACAUUUUCAUAACAGAAAUGCAAUCAUUAUAGUUCUUUUCUUGAUUAGUAGUUAUACCAAUUGUCCAUCACAAAUGAGAAAAGUGUAAUAAGAGAAAGCAAAAGAUAUGCCAUUCUUGUGGCCAGUAGGAUUCUUAUCAAUUAUAAUUUGGACUUUAUAGUUGAUUUGGCUCAUAAAAUAUAAUAAAAUAUGGAUUUUUCUGGCACUCUCAUUCCCUUAGUAUCAUACAGUACUGUUUUCAAGUACAUGGAUUUAGUUGUGAUUGAACAAAAAAAAGGUACAUGGAUUUAGUAUUGAUUUUGGUACUUUAUUAUAUGAGUACUGUAUGUUUGUUGAUCUAUUCUUACAUGCAAUCUAUAAAUCAAUCUUUCAUCUAUAAAGUAAAAUUUGUUGUCUGGUGUGAUACGAAAUUUUGGCUAAUUUCUGUUACAUAUGUGUUAAUAUUAUGAAUAUUAAGAAUUUCAUGAAAAUUAAAAAAAAAUUUCGGAAAAUUUCUGACAGAAAUUAUAUAACAUAUGAAUUUUAUUUCGGUAUUUCAAUAUUAUGGAAACAAUUUUCAAGAAAUUUCAAUCAUCAGACAUAUAAACCGACUCCUUAAAAAGGUAGCCAACAAUCAUGGUAAACUAGCUCAUACGCGGUACAAACUGGUCUACCAUUUCAAACUGAGAGAAACACAGAAAACGUAAUCAAAUCCCAAGAAAUAGAAACUAUAGAAAACCAAAUAUCUAGUUUGUUUCUCCUCCUCCUCUUCUUCUUCUUCUUCUUCGUAAGCUGCACUCUCCAAUCUUGGAAACUCGAUACGCAGCGCGCAGAUCACAAAUAUUUGGAGGACAAGUGUGAAAUACUGGAACUAAAUUUGAAGUAAUGAAGGAGCAAAACAUGCAGUUCUAAUGUGUUUGAGCAAUUUUUUAGGGGAUUACUUGCUGAAAUACUGGAAAUUUUCAUUUAUAUGCGGUUCAGUUGGGGUAGGAGUUUUAUAAGAGGUCUAUGAAACCCAACAAGAAGACAAACUAUGUUGUUGCAAAUCCAUCUGUAGUUAGAGUUGGUAGGAACAAUGUGGAAUAUGAGUUUGGUGGGGUAAAACCUAAAAUCUUGCGAUGCCGUCCAAAACUGUUUAAAGAUGUCGUUUCAAGAUUUUCCGAUGAAAAAAAAGUUGCAGUAGAAGAAAUGGGUUUUGGGCUGUUGUUGCAGCUCCAGUGUGAGCACCUGCAGCUUGGUUUGUGUGGUUGGUUGAUUGAUAGAUUUGAUCCCAGCAAGUCUUCCAUUGAGGUACAUGGCAAGAGAUUCAAUCUUGGUCCGACCGACUUUGAGAACAUAAUGGGGGUCAAAGAUGGAGGACAUGAUGUUGAAAUCCAUGGCUCAAAGGCUGACAUACAAGAAUUAAAGGAUAUCCACUUUGGCAACAGAUAUCGAAUAUGCAAUAUGAGUGAAAUAGCUGAGAAGUUGAAAGAGACGAAUAAUGUAGAUGACACCUUUAGAGUUGGGUUUGUUCUAUUUGCAUUGGCCACCUUUCUUUGUCCAUCUAGUUCAGGUGAUUUGACAGCAAAGUAUCUGCAUCCAGUAAGGGACAUCAAUGGUAUAAAAUUCAAAAAUUGGGCGACUUUUUCAUUCAGUUUUCUUGUUGAAAGCCUCAGUACAUUUAAGAAGAAAAAUACAACUUCUAUCGGUGGGUGUGUACUAUUCUUGAAGCUGUUUUACUUUGAUCUCGUUGUUCAUGGAAGAACGUUUGUAAAUAGAUCAUUGACGCCUAUUGUUGCAUGGGGGGAAAAGAUGGAAACAAAGUUAGUGGAGUGGAUCGGACAAAAUGGGGGGUUUAAUAAUUUGGACAUUGCUCUUGCUUAUGAUCGUAUUGCCUCAAUCCCAAUCAGUGCUGAUGAAGAUGAGGUGGUGGCUGUGAGGAAUGAUCACACAGAGGUUGCAACAGUUGAACCACAGUCACAACAAAAGACAAAUGACAUUACUCUUGUUUACAAGCGUAGAGCCUCUGCUAGUUUUGACAACAGUGUGGUGGCCUUAAGGAAUGAUCUCGCAAUGUUACACAAAAAGGUUACCAAAUUUAAACGAGCACUACGGCAAAAGACAAAUGAUGAUAAGGCAGCUGAACUGGAAGCUAAACUUGGUAGUGAGAUGAGCAAGAUUGAAGGCCUUACUUAUUGGCAGGUCUUUCAAGCCACUAAUAUUUUAGCGACCAAAUAUGAUCUGGUAACAAUGUUUCUUCCCAUGUCUGAGCAAAGCAAAAAGGCAUUUGUUCUAAAUCUGUUAGAGCAUGGCACCCAUGGCUUUUGAGUUCAUUAUGAGCUAUAUAUUUUAGCAACAUGACUAUUAGUUAGAGUUAUGACCUUUACCGGGAGUAUGCAUCAGCUUCGUGAGCUAAAUAUUCCUACCACCAAUUGGCCAGGGAAAAAAGAAAAAGAAGAACAGACACUUUGCUAAACUCUUGCCAUUGAUCAAGAGUCGUAUUGAUUUUUGGUAAGCACUUGGUGCACUUUUAAAUUCUCUCACAUUGAUUGUAAUCAGAUCAUGCUCUUGGUAUUGCUUGCAUUUGACUCUAACAAGUGCUGGAAAUUGACGACUUCGCAACUCUAUUUGAAAGACUCAAAAUCUCUUUCUUUCCACAGAAAAUAUAUGACCAAAUUGAUUAAACAUCUCCUACUCACAAGCCUCCAUAUCUAGCUUCUUGCUAUUGCUUGUUUCUAUCAAUUAAAUUGCUAGAAUCACAGAAUAUUGACUUGACAAAACAUGGUGAGAGAAGUGGACUGAAAGGACUUUGACACCAAUGCCAUCAUACUUGUACUUGCAGCCAACCAGAAGGAUUCAAAUCUCUAGCCAAGUCAUUUGGGACUUGAACGUGUCCUCAUAACCAUUAUUGCUUCGCUUCUGGUAGUGCUGAAGUUUCCAGCCAACUCCUUGUAACCAAUGUAACCAUGGCUGUGAGCAAACUAUGCUUUUCCAGUAAUAUACAAUAUGGUAACUUUUAAUUCCUUCAAGGUUGAUAUAAAUAUAAUCUAAGCGAUGCAGGGAUCUGCAGCGAGCAGGAGAGUUACCAUAGUGCGUAAGGAACAACGUGUACAUAUAUAGUUUGACAAAUUAAAAUGCCCUCGAACUGCUAAUUUUUUUUACUUCUGCUGCAUAUGUGAAGGAGCCUUUUCUCAAAUGGAAUUUUCCCGCGUUCAUAUGGGAUUUCCUUUUCAUUCUCUCAUUUUUAGGGUCAAGUCUGUAAACAUGCCAUCUCGGUCGAUGUAGACGAAAAGAGAUACUUUUAACACAUUCAUGAAUUGGAAUACAAAUACAAAAAUUUCAAUUUUAUUCUAGAUCAACAU
This is a messenger RNA of Rosa rugosa (rugosa rose), 6026 nucleotides long. RefSeq lists its product as uncharacterized. Lineage: Eukaryota; Viridiplantae; Streptophyta; Magnoliopsida; Rosales; Rosaceae. The transcript is spliced from 9 exons. The coding region runs from base 401 to 1759 and encodes 452 amino acids. The record is from RefSeq and is a predicted model, not a curated record.